AUGGCACUGAGGGAGCAGACAAGCGGGCAAAAUGACAAUGAUGUGAUGAAGUCUGCCUUGGAUAUCUUCCACAGUGACCAGAACCAGAAGUUCAACUUGGAACACGCGUGGAGGGAGCUUAGGCAUGAUGUGAAAUGGUGCUCCACCUAUCUUGAGAAGGAAAAGCGCAAACCAGUGGAUCCUGUUGAUGGCGAAGGGGCAGUGCCAAAGCCAGAAGAGAGACCAAUUGGGGUUAAGGUUGCGAAGGCUGCUAAAAAGAGGAAGAAAACUGGAAAAGAAGAAGAAUUGGCAAAGCUUGAGAAUUUGUUGGAGAUCAAAAAACAAAUCUCAAAGCAAAGUUUCCUAGAGAGUUUGCUUGCAAUGCCCGAGCCUCUCUCUGAGAUGGAAUCAGCUCUCAAAAUGAAACUUAUGUUGGAUUUGUUGUAG
Brassica oleracea var. oleracea is the source of this 426-nucleotide messenger RNA. RefSeq names its product glutathione S-transferase T2-like. Bases 1 to 426 code for a protein of 141 amino acids. The transcript has a single exon. Lineage: Eukaryota; Viridiplantae; Streptophyta; Magnoliopsida; Brassicales; Brassicaceae. The record is from RefSeq and is a predicted model, not a curated record.